Messenger RNA from Talaromyces stipitatus ATCC 10500, 387 nucleotides. RefSeq lists its product as uncharacterized. Bases 1 to 387 code for a protein of 128 amino acids. Lineage: Eukaryota; Fungi; Ascomycota; Eurotiomycetes; Eurotiales; Trichocomaceae. The record is from RefSeq and is a predicted model, not a curated record. The transcript is spliced from 2 exons.
AUGACUUCAAGUCGGCCUCGGGAAAUCUAUUUGGUUGACGUGGCACGAAUCUUGCUUAGGGGAAUCAAGCGUGAGGAGAUCCAGCGAGGUCCAGUUUUUGCCCUCCCCGGCUCGGUCAACGCCUACAAGGAGUUCGAAGGAACUAUCACCGUGAAUAGCGAAGAGGAAGGUGGUGUGGCUAUUGACACUGCCCUUGGAAUUACAUUGUUCAUCAACGUGAUUGAUGUAUCAGCUACCAUGGCACUGGUUGAAGGCUCUGGAUCUGGAAAGAUCCAACCCGGUGAAUCUGUCAAGGCAAUAAUCUUUCUCAAAGACUCAGUAGCUAUUGAGGAAGGCCAAGGGUUACGUAUACGUGGUACGGGCAAGCCAAUUAGAAACCGUGACUGA